This is a messenger RNA of Emys orbicularis (European pond turtle), 1719 nucleotides long. It is a transcript of the gene NEURL1, whose product is annotated as neuralized E3 ubiquitin protein ligase 1. The transcript is spliced from 6 exons. Bases 1 to 1719 code for a protein of 572 amino acids. Gene Ontology annotation, cellular component: postsynaptic density; plasma membrane. Gene Ontology annotation, biological process: negative regulation of Notch signaling pathway. Gene Ontology annotation, molecular function: ubiquitin protein ligase activity. The record is from RefSeq and is a predicted model, not a curated record. NCBI's taxonomy places the organism in Eukaryota, Metazoa, Chordata, Testudines, Emydidae.
AUGGGUAACAGCUUCUCCAGCAUCCCUGCACUGCCCAGAGGCAACCAGAGCAGAUUCCACAGGGUCCACCACCAGCACCUCAAAGACUCUAUAGGUGGACCCUUUCCGGCUUCCUCUCACCGAUGCCACCACAAGCAGAAGCAUUGUCUGCCCAUCACGCAGUGCGGAGCUUUGUCAAUCAGCCCACUGCUUUUCCAUCCCCACGCCAAGGGGUCCCAGAUCAUCAUGGACAUGGCACAGAAGGCAGUGAAGCGGCAGGCCAGCUUCUGCAACGCCAUCACCUUCAGCAACAGGCCUAUCGUGAUCUACGAGCAGGUCAGGUUAAAGAUAACAAAGAAGCAGUGUUGCUGGAGUGGGGCUCUCCGACUCGGAUUUACUUCCAAGGAUCCCUCCCGGAUUAAUCCUGACACAUUGCCAAAGUACGCUUGCCCGGACUUGGUUUCCCAGAGUGGAUUCUGGGCCAAAGCCCUGCCAGAAGAGUUUGCAAAUGAAGGAAACAUCAUAGCAUUCUGGGUGGACAAAAAGGGCCGGGUGUUUUAUCGGGUCAAUGACUCUGCUGCGAUGUUGUUCUUCAGUGGGGUGAGGAUCACGGAACCCCUGUGGGCUUUGAUUGACGUGUACGGACUCACCCGGGGGGUGCAGCUAUUAGACAGUGAAAUUAUUCCUCCCGACUGCCUGCGUCCGAGAUCUUUCACUGCAAUUCGCCGGCCCUCGCUGCGCAGGGAGACAGAGGACACCCGGCUCUCCGUGAGCCUCUGCGACCUCAACCUCCAGGAAGAGAACUUCCAUGUGCUGGCCACCAUGUGUCCCAUCCCUCAGAACUCCCUCAAUUCUCAGCAUUCCCAUCUCUUCCCAUCCCAGCUCGAAAGUGACCUCCGCUUCCACCAGCUCAGGGGAGCCCAUGUCAAAAUCCUGGAUGACCAAACUGUGGCCCGGCUGGAACAUGCCCGGGAAGAGAGGACUUUGGUUUUCACCAGCAGACCCCUUAGAAUCAAUGAAACCAUUUUUGUCAAAAUUAACAAAUCAAAUGCCUCCCGCUCCGGCACACUGUCAUACGGAGUGACCUCUUGUGACCCUAGUACUCUGAGGCCCAGUGACCUUCCUUAUAACCCAGAGUCGUUGGUUGACAGGAAGGAAUUCUGGGCAGUCUGUAGAGUCUUGGUGCCCCUCCAGAGUGGAGAUAUCUUGGGGUUUAUGGUGAAUUCAGAAGGCGAACUGCAUUUGAGUCAUAAUGGUGCCAGCGCCGGCAUGCAGGUCUGCGUGGACUGUUCCCAGCCCCUCUGGAUGUUCUUUGGUUUACAUGGAGCAGUUAUGCAAAUUCGAGUAUUGGGUUCCACCAUAUUGGCCGAGCGACUGGGCCCAUCUACACCGAGCUCUCCCACUUCAGCCCCAAAUUCCCCCACGGUUCUCUGCAGCGGGGUUUCGGAUCCAAUCCUGAGUACGUAUGGCUCCGGUCUGCUCUGCAGCUCCGUCAGCGGCACAGCUCCAAACUCCCCGGUCAGCAUGCCGGAGUCACCCAUCUCCCCAUCUGGCUCAGGGAUCUGGGGGGACGAGUGCACCAUCUGCUACGAGAACAUGGUAGAUACCGUCAUUUACUCCUGCGGACACAUGUGUCUCUGCUACCCGUGUGGGCUGAAACUCAAGAAGAUGGCCAACGCCUGCUGCCCGAUCUGCAGACGGGCCAUCAAGGAUAUCAUCAAAACUUAUCGUAGCACUUAG